Molecule: messenger RNA, 777 nt
Organism: Acaulospora morrowiae
Lineage: Eukaryota; Fungi; Glomeromycota; Glomeromycetes; Diversisporales; Acaulosporaceae
Source: the annotation of a GenBank genome assembly
AUGUUACUUAGUCAGUUACUAAUUAUAUUAGCAUACUUUUUAAAUGUAACAAAUUCUUUAUCAACAUCUUCACAUUAUGCGCGUUGGGCACACGUAUCAGCAUUAGUAGGCGAUAAGUUAUAUUUUAUGUGUGGAGUGGUAGACACUAAAAAUACUAUCGGCUCAAGAGAUCUAUUUUACCUUGACUUAUCGAAAAAUUUUAAAGAUUCGUUACCAAUUAUUGAAAUUUCAUCUAAUUUGCCAGUAAAAAGCAUGUGGUCAGCGGCGAACGCAUAUGGUUCAACAAUUUUUUUGUGUGGCGGCUGGUUAAGUUAUGUGUCAAAUGGGACUCUAGAUAAUAUCGAUUAUGUUUUUACAUUUUCAACCCAGGAUAAUACAUGGCAAAGACCUUCAACUUAUGGUACGCCACCGGCUUCACAUCCGCUUGCAGCCGUAUCCUCUGUUAUUGAUAAAACUGGAAAAAUAUACUUAUUUGGUGGAGACAAUGCUGCUAUAGCUUAUAGUAAAAUGUAUAUAUUUGAUACUAUCAAUUUAACGUGGUUAGAUAGCAGCGAUGCAGGCAUGGCCUUUAAUAAAACGCUCUAUGCAAGUGUUUUAUUAAAUAAUGGUGAAAUUCUAUACAUUGGCGGUAUCGAAAAUUAUCAAAUUGCUAAAUUUGCCGAUAUCAAUAUAGUAGAACUCAAGCGACAACUGGAAACCCAAAUACAACUGGAAACUCAAAUACAACAACCGGAGGCCCAACUACAACAACCAGUGCCUCAACUUCUGCCACCGUGA